Messenger RNA from Puccinia graminis f. sp. tritici CRL 75-36-700-3, 870 nucleotides. RefSeq lists its product as uncharacterized. Gene Ontology annotation, biological process: phospholipid transport; mitochondrion organization. The coding region runs from base 1 to 870 and encodes 289 amino acids. Gene Ontology annotation, molecular function: nucleic acid binding; zinc ion binding. The record is from RefSeq and is a predicted model, not a curated record. Gene Ontology annotation, cellular component: ERMES complex. NCBI's taxonomy places the organism in Eukaryota, Fungi, Basidiomycota, Pucciniomycetes, Pucciniales, Pucciniaceae. The transcript has a single exon.
AUGUCCACCGAAGUGAUCCGCGAAACCAAAGUCCUCUUGACCCCUAACAAUUACGCCCUCUGGCUAUUACCAAUGGAGGCACGACUCUUCAGAUUAAAACUUCUCGACAUCCUUGAAGGUCAAGUAGAACCCGAUGAAAAAGAAAAAGAAAACUGGACUAAACGGAACAACGAUGCUUAUGCUGAAAUCAUCGCGUACAUCGGCCAGGAAGUACUCGGAUUUGUUAGUUCCGCUCUGCCUGCUACACCUCGCUUCAAUGGUCGAGGUCUAUGGAAACUCUUGAAAUCGCAAUACGCUGGCGAUGACCUUACCUCGCAAACCACUGGACUUGACCAAUUCCUCCAUCUCAGUUUCUCCUCUAUCGCUACCUUCAUCCCUGCCGUUCGAUCGGCAAAUCAGAAGAUAUCUAUGUCGGGCCUUGUCCUGGACGAUCGAGUCCGAACCAUCCUCAUGCUCAAGAAGCUACCCUCAGACUAUCGCUCCUUUCGCGAUAUCGUUUCGAUGAAUUAUGGUUCCGAAUCGUUUGAAUCGGUCAUUAAAAAGCUCGAAAGCUAUGUCGCUCAAAACGACCUCGACAAGAAACCAUCAUCUACCUCUUUGACGUCGCCACAAUCACUCCUCACUCGAUCAAACGAUCAAGCCUCGGCCAGCUCAACAGUCUGCGAUCACUGCAAGAAACCUGGUCAUCGGGUCAACAACUGCUGGGUUAAGUAUCCAGAGAAAGCCCCCAAAUCCCAUUCAGCUCACCUUACCGUUCAAGACAACUUCAAUCAGCUCAGCGAUCCGACUGAUUUCUCCCUCUUCAGAACAGCCGAUGGUGUCCUUCAUCACAUCGAUGAAGUGAAGUAUGAAGGUGUCCGAUACUUCUAA